Molecule: messenger RNA, 270 nt
Organism: Ostreococcus tauri
Lineage: Eukaryota; Viridiplantae; Chlorophyta; Mamiellophyceae; Mamiellales; Bathycoccaceae
Product: unnamed product
Exons: 1
Coding region: 1-270 (89 amino acids)
Source: RefSeq, a predicted model, not a curated record
AUGGCGUGCAAGCCGGCGCUGCGCGCGCGGGACGCGUACCCGGCGGCGCUCUUAGGCGAGGUCGACUUUGGGUUCUGCCUCGCCUACGCCCUCGGUCUGGCGUGCAGUGGACUGGUGGGGCGGCGGUUCGGGUAUCGGCGGACGAUCGCGACGUCGUUCGCGCUCACGGCUGUGUUCGCGUGCGGAUUGGGCGCGGCGGUUGGAUACGGACCGCGGACGCGGACGAGCGACGACGCGUGGCGCCGAGCGCGGCUCGCGCACUUGCCGUAG